AUGGGUGGUGCAGCACAAAAGGUUCCUAUUCCAGUUGAUUUAUCUAAUGCUAGAGGACCUUGCUAUGGUUAUCGAUUAUAUUUUAAAAAAGGCCAUUAUAAUCAGAUUGUUAUUUACAGACCAAUCCAAAAU
Messenger RNA from Funneliformis geosporum, 132 nucleotides. The record is from the annotation of a GenBank genome assembly. NCBI's taxonomy places the organism in Eukaryota, Fungi, Glomeromycota, Glomeromycetes, Glomerales, Glomeraceae.